AUGUCACUGUGUCGAAAACUUGUUCAGGGAGCACUUUUCAAAAGCUCCUCAUUUCGCAUACUAAAUUCUCGGUCUUUCACAACUCAUGAUGUGGAUUUGGUCGUUAUUGGAGCUGGUCCGGGUGGCUAUGUAGCAGCAAUUAAAGCUGCUCAGUUGGGUUUGAGAACUGUAUGCGUUGAAAAAAAUCCAUCGCUAGGUGGCACAUGCUUAAAUGUCGGGUGCAUACCAUCAAAAUCAUUAUUAAAUAAUUCAUUGUAUUAUCAUAUGGCUAGGAGCGGAAAUCUUGACAGUCGAGGUGUUGAAGUCCAACCAAAGUUAAAUUUGGAGAAAAUGAUGGCUGCAAAAACGGCAUCUGUUAAGGCGUUAACUGGAGGAAUAGCAAUGUUGUUUAAAGCGAACAAAGUAACGACAGUCACUGGAGUAGCUACUAUCACAGGUGUAAACGAAGUCACUGUGAGACUGACCAAAGGUGGUUUAGAGAAAAUUAAUACUUCUAAUAUACUCAUUGCAUCGGGUUCCGAAGUUACACCUUUUCCGGGUAUACCCAUUGAUGAAGAGCAGAUUGUUUCUUCAACGGGUGCACUGUCUUUGAAAAAGGUACCAAAAAAAAUGAUUGUAAUCGGUGCAGGUGUUAUUGGUACUGAACUAGGAAGUGUAUGGCAGAGACUUGGAGCUGAAGUAGUGGUUGUUGAAUUUCUGGGGCAUGCUGGUGGAGUAGGCAUUGACAUGGAAUUAGCUAAACAUUUUCAAAGAUCUCUUACAAAGCAAGGAAUGAAAUUCAUGAUGAAUACAAAGGUAGUCAGUGGAAAAGUGGAAGGGAAUCUAGUAAAGAUAGAUGUUGAAAAUGUCAAGAAUGGAAGCCAAACAACGCUGGAAGCAGAUACUGUUCUUGUUGCUAUUGGUCGGCGGCCAUACACAAAAGAACUUGGUAUUGAAACCAUUGGCAUAAAAUUAGAUUCGAAAGGGCGCAUUCCAGUAAAUGAACGUUUUCGUACUUCAAUUCCAUCUAUUUUUGCAAUUGGUGACGUAAUUGCUGGGCCAAUGCUGGCGCAUAAAGCAGAGGAUGAGGGGAUCUUGUGUGCUGAAGGUAUUGCAGGUGGUUCGACACACUUGGACUAUAACUGUAUUCCUUCAGUUAUUUACACACAUCCAGAAGUUGCAUGGGUCGGCAAGUCAGAGGAGCAAUUGAUGAGUGAAAAUGUGCAAUAUAAAAUUGGCAAGUUUCCAUUCAUGGCAAAUUCUCGAGCUAAAACAAAUGAUGACGUCGAAGGAUUUGUGAAGAUUAUAGGCGACAAGCAGACAGAUAGAAUGUUGGGAGCUCACAUUAUUGGACCAAAUGCUGGUGAAAUGGUUGUUGAGGCUACCCUUGCAAUGGAAUACGGAGCUUCUUGUGAAGAUGUUGCUCGAGUUUGUCAUCCACAUCCUGUGAGUUUCAAUGAUUUUUGA
Thelazia callipaeda (thelaziosis nematode) is the source of this 1446-nucleotide messenger RNA. The record is from the annotation of a GenBank genome assembly. NCBI's taxonomy places the organism in Eukaryota, Metazoa, Nematoda, Chromadorea, Rhabditida, Thelaziidae.